This is a messenger RNA of Monosiga brevicollis MX1, 1490 nucleotides long. RefSeq lists its product as uncharacterized. Gene Ontology annotation, molecular function: peptidyl-prolyl cis-trans isomerase activity; mRNA binding; translation initiation factor activity. The coding region runs from base 26 to 1357 and encodes 443 amino acids. The transcript is spliced from 14 exons. The record is from RefSeq and is a predicted model, not a curated record. NCBI's taxonomy places the organism in Eukaryota, Choanoflagellata, Craspedida, Salpingoecidae. Gene Ontology annotation, biological process: formation of translation preinitiation complex; translation reinitiation.
UUUUGGAAUCCUCAUCUGAGCCAUCAUGAUGCUUCGGAACGUAUUGCUGGCGCUCUGCCUGACUGCCAUGGUGGUGGCCUACAGCGAUCCCAACGAGGAUAAGCCUGCCAAGGGUAACCUUGCCAGCGACGCCAAGCUACGCAUCGGCGUGAUGCACCGAGUGCCUGAGGAGGAGUGCACUCGCAAGACUCAGAAUGGCGAUCAGCUCUCCAUGCACUACACUGGCUGGACUCGCGAGGACGGCAAGGUUUUUGACAGCAGCGUCUCGCGCGGCUCUCCCUUUGAAUUCACGAUUGGCAAGGGCAUGGUCAUCAAGGGCUGGGAGCGCGGUCUGCUCAACAUGUGUGUCGGCGAGCGUCGCCGCUUGACCAUCCCCUCGGAUCUGGGCUACGGCGACCAUGGCUCGGGCGCCAAGAUCCCCGGUGCCGCCAAGAUUAAGAUUAUGGUGUAUGAAAACCCUGACACCAACAGCACGUACGCCAGGGACGAGGCAGAGGAGUGCCACGAGGCAGGACAGGAGGAACAGCUGAAACACAAAGUGUUUGUGUCGAGGAAAAAUCACAUCAACUGCAACGGCUGUUCACCACACCUGUUCCUCGAUAUGGAUGACACACAAACAGAUGGUCACAGCAAGAGAGAGAGCAAGAGAGAGCGAGAGAGAGAGAGAGAGAGAGACACGCGCGCUGUCACGAGUUCUUCCCGCCUCAAGGCUUUGCAGCGUUGUCUGAUCAAGAGUCGAGGUCAAGGGUUGGUGGUGCUAGAUAUCAAGGCUUGUGCCCAUCACCUCGACAGCAACAUGUCGACACAGGAGGAGCCCGUGACGGAGGUGCCGCCCGAGGCGGUUGAGGGCGAUGAGGAGGAAGAGGAGGAGAUUCCGGCUCCUGAUCCCAUCCAAGUGGACUAUUGCAACAUUUGUACCAUGCCGUACGAGUAUUGCGAGUUCAGUGCCACCAAGAAGAAAUGCCUUUCUGCCCUUACGGAAAAGAACAUGAACCUUUUUAUCAAGCUCUAUGGUGAUUUGAAUGUCGAGGAGAUGGCCGAGGACAAGAAGAAAGGUGCUGGUCCAGCUGCCGAUGGCAAGAAGGGCAAGGGCGCAGAUGUUAAGAAGAUUAUCGUGACGCGUUCCACCCGCAACAAAAAGAAAUUUGUGACGUCCAUCACUGGUCUCAAGGCCUAUGGUUUGAACCUCAAGCAAGUCAGCAAGGCCAUGUCAGGCCGCUUUGCAGCCUCGAGCAGCGUUAUGGGCGAGGACGAAGUCUUGGUCCAAGGUGACUUGACGGACGAUAUUGAGGAUUUCAUCGCCGACAAGUGGCCCGAGAUUGAUGAAGACGCGAUCGAGAUUGUCAUGAAGAAGUAACCACAUACUCUGAUGCAGAGCCUCGGAGUGUAAGUGCCACGUUUGAGACCCCGCGAUUCCAAGGCAUCCGCCAUUGUGAUGAGGUCGUCGAGUGCCACAAACAAAGGAAAAAAAAAUUAAAACACUUCCAGUG